AUGGACACCAUCCUGUGUACUUGUAGUAUAAAAUCAAGGUUACUCAUCCCCUCCUUGCAGAUGUUUGUCUCAGAGUCCUGCUCGUGGCAUGUGUACGAUGAGGACAUGGCCCGCAUUACCAACUUUGAUUCUCCCUUUGCUCUGCCUGCUGAACUCCAGUUCUCUUUCACAAAGGAAAUUGAGAUUUUCUACACAGGAGGAAAGCACAUAUGUUCUUCUGACUUGGCAUCAUUUGCAGAAUAUGUUAGAAAGAACUGGGAUAAGGACGAGUUCUUUGGCUACCAGUUCCUGAAUGGCCUAAACCCCAUGAUGAUCCAGCGCUGCUCAAAGCUGCCCAAGAACUUCCCCGUCACAGAGGAGGUGGUCAAAGGUCUUCUUGGAAAAAGCACUUUAGAGGCGGAAAUAAAAAAAGGAAACAUAUUCCUGUGCGACUACAAGAUGCUGGAUGGAGUCAGAGGAAAUGUGGUGAACGGUGAACAGCAGUUUCUCACCGCUCCUCUGGUGCUGCUUCACCUCGACCAUCAUGGCCUGAUGCUGCCCAUCGCCAUACAGUUAGGGCAAACACCUGGACCUGAGAACCCCAUCUUCCUGCCUACCGACUCCAAGCAUGACUGGCUGCUGGCUAAGAUCUGUGUACGGGCCGCGGAGUACUGCGUGCAAGAGGUCGACUUCCACCUGCUGAGAACUCACGUGCUGGCUGAGGUGUUCACCUUGGCAACGUUGCGGUGCCUCCCCUCCAUACACCCCCUUUACAAGCUCCUCAUUCCCCAUACUCGUUACACACUCCACAUCAAUAUCAUGGCACGAAAUCUGCUGAUUACCGAGGAGGGAGUCUUUGUGAGGUUGCUGAGGCGUGGAACCUCCUCCCUGACCUACAGCUCCCUCUGUCUGCCUGAGAACAUCUCUGAGAGAGGCCUGGAGGACGUCCCCAACUACUACUACAGAGAUGAUGGCAUACAACUGUGGAACAUCAUCUACAGGUAUGUAACAGGAGUCUUGCAACAUUACUACACAUCUGAUGAGCAUGUGCAGAAGGACACAGAACUGCAGAGCUGGAUCAGAGAGAUUUUCACCAAUGGAUUCCUGGGAAGGAGCAACACAGGAAUACCUGAGUCUUUUCAGAGAAUGGAAGAUCUCCUCAAGUUUGUUACCAUGGUGAUCUUUACUGUAUCAGCCCAGCAUGCUGCUCUCAACAAUGGACAGUUUGACUUUGGUGGCUGGAUGCCCAACUACCCCACUGCUCUCAGAAAGCCCCCUCCCAAAGAGAAAGGCCAAACCACGAUGGACACUAUCCUGGAAACCUUACCUAAUGUGAGCACAACAGUAAAUAGCAUGGCUAUCCUGAAAGUGCUCAGCAUAAAUUCAACAGACCAUUACCCUCUUGGAUGUUUUCCAGAAGAACUGUUUGACGAGGAAGUUCCUUGCCGUUGCAUCAAAGAUUUUCAGGAGUGGCUAAAGUUGUUGUCUGGUCGAAUUGAGGAGCGCAACAAGACGCUGAAGCAUCCCUACACCUAUCUAAACCCCAAAAAUGUGGACAACAGUGUGACACUUUGA
Molecule: messenger RNA, 1554 nt
Organism: Alosa alosa (allis shad)
Lineage: Eukaryota; Metazoa; Chordata; Actinopteri; Clupeiformes; Clupeidae
Product: polyunsaturated fatty acid lipoxygenase ALOX15B-like
Exons: 12
Coding region: 1-1554 (517 amino acids)
Biological process (GO): lipid oxidation; linoleic acid metabolic process
Molecular function (GO): metal ion binding; oxidoreductase activity, acting on single donors with incorporation of molecular oxygen, incorporation of two atoms of oxygen
Source: RefSeq, a predicted model, not a curated record